AUGCGUAUAAUUAUGGCCAAAGUGAUGAUGAGGAGGUAUGAAGCUCAGGAGGCGUCUGUGUCCGUGAGAUCUGUGGGCAGAGCGCACUCCAGCCGCGGCCACAGAGACACCGGGAGGCCGCUGCUGCUCGGAGGAGACUGCGUGUAUGUUUACUGCCAUCUACCGGUCGCAGUGAAAGAUCCUUCAGUGACUUGGGACGUCCCACGAGAACCCACAGAUUGA
Molecule: messenger RNA, 222 nt
Organism: Knipowitschia caucasica
Lineage: Eukaryota; Metazoa; Chordata; Actinopteri; Gobiiformes; Gobiidae
Source: the annotation of a GenBank genome assembly